This is a messenger RNA of Aspergillus pseudonomiae, 2223 nucleotides long. Its product is annotated as ankyrin repeat-containing domain protein. The coding region runs from base 1 to 2223 and encodes 740 amino acids. The transcript has a single exon. The record is from RefSeq and is a predicted model, not a curated record. Gene Ontology annotation, cellular component: ciliary inversin compartment. Lineage: Eukaryota; Fungi; Ascomycota; Eurotiomycetes; Eurotiales; Aspergillaceae. Gene Ontology annotation, biological process: protein localization to ciliary inversin compartment. Gene Ontology annotation, molecular function: zinc ion binding; protein binding.
AUGGCAUCGUCUAGUACCCCACGCUUUGUCUAUCAACCCGGAGAAAUCAUCCUGGAGGUGGCAUCGCAUCUCUGCGUCUCCGACCUCAAUGGCCUCAUCCAGACAGCCCAGCGUUUUCAUGAGCUCCUGUCGCAGGAGUUGUAUGGCCGGGCGGCCACGCUGAUUCGGAACGAUGGCGAGACGCCCUUGAUCUGGGCGGCGAAACAGGGCCGAGUCGCCUGCGCUCAGAAGCUCGUGAGGCGAGACCCCGAUCCCGCGAGACUCAUCGAUGGCCGAGCUGCCAUUCAUGCUGCCACGGCCGCAGGGCAAGAGCAGAUUGUCGCGGUCUUGCUGGAAGCAGGCGUGCCCGUCUCCCUGCCCGAUAAGGAAGGGCACACACCCCUCCAAUGGGCAGUGGCCCAUGACCAGGAACUGGUCCUUCGCCGACUUCUCGCGUCCGGCGCUGGGAAUGUGACUACCCCAUCGGAUGAGAACUGGGAGUGGGGGUGCGCCUUGGUGGAUGCAGUGAUGAGAGGCCAUAAAUCAGUGGCUAGGAUUCUUCUCGAGGCUGGGGCCAGCAUCGCCCGGGACCAUCCCGCCUUCCCCAAGAUCCACGAGGCGAUCAACUUCAAGCUACGCUUGGCCUCGCAUCAGGGACAGUGCGAAAUGAUCAGCCUCCUGUUAGAGUUCGAUGCUGACGCGCAUCUCCUUCGCACGGGGAACCUGCUCCCGUUGCAUAUCGCGGCAUCACACGGACACCUGGAUGCAGUCCAGCUCCUGCUCCAGCACGGCGCCGAUAUCGCCGCCGUCGAUGAACAGGGAGAUAUGGCCAUCCACCACGCAGCCGCCGCGGGCAGUGUGGAGGUGGUAAAAUUCCUGCUGGAUCGGGGAAUCCCGGUGGACGUGCGCGGGGAGGCGGAAAAAACCGUCUUAUUGACUGCGGUGAUCUAUCAACGAGCCGCCGUCACGCAGUUGCUGCUGGAAGCCGGAGCCGAUGUGAAUCUGGUCGAAGAGGAUGGGCACAACGCCCUCCGCCUAGCCGCGUACUGUGGGACGAUCGAGAUCGUGGAAUCACUGCUCGCCCAUGGUGCUGCCGUUGGCGCGCUAGCACCGGAUGAUCGAACCGUCCUACAUAUGGCCGUAGUGGGUGACAAUCCAGAUGUCAUCCCCUCGCUAUGUCGCCCAGGCGCCGCGAUCAAUGCCCUGGAUGCGUCGGGAUACACGGCCCUUCAUUUGGCCGCCGCCCUUCCCGGACGUACUGCACUCGCCCGCCUGCUUCUGGAGAUGGGGGCAGAGAUAUCCGUCUCCUCAGGGGAUGGACGGACGCCGCUGCAUUUCGCUGCCUGGACUGGCCAGGAAGACCUCCUACAACUGCUGGUGGAUGCUGGCGCCGAAGUAGGCGCCGUCCAUAGCGACGGAGGUCAUACGGCCCUGCACUACGCCGCCGUUCAGGGAAGUGUCGAUGCAUUUCGGGUUCUUCUACAGGCUGCUGAAGCCGAGAAGCUUGAUUGGCUCCGCCCAUGCUGGUGCGGAGGAACCGUCUUGUCUAAGGCCGCGGGCAAGGGUCACCGAGGCAUUAUCGAGUUGAUAGUGGAAAACGGCGUGGAUGUGACGGCGUGCUAUGAUGGGUCGUCCGCCCUGCACGCGGCCGCGGCGGCUGGAGAGACUGAUCUCGUCGAGUUCCUGUUGUCCUUGGGGGCGGAUCGGUUGCAACUGGACUGGUUCGGUCGAUCCUCCAUCGACUGGGCCGUUCGACAUCCGCCGACGCUGGACAAGCUAAUUAGACAUGGUCCCCUGUCGGCUCCUUCACUCGAUGAAGAGAAACGGAUAUCGGCCCUGAGGGAGGGCAUCACCAUGCUUGCCACCCGAGCCCUAAGGGAGGGGAAGUCGGCCUCGUACCGGCUGGGAAAGUGCCUGCUCUACAUGAACGAUGUCUCCGCGGCCCGCACGGCAUUUCUGUACGAUGCGAAUGUCCCAGACGGUGCCCCGGCCGUGUGCGAUCUUUGUAAAGAGAGUCCGACAGUCACAGAAGGACGAUUUGUAUGUCAAACCUGUCCCGAUAUAGAUCUCUGUGGCCCGUGUGUGGACCAGUACUACCAGGAGAAGCUCCAAAUCCGGUUGUGUGAUGGACAUCAAUUUUUAGAGGUUCAGGCCUCUAGCGACGAGCUUCUGGCUAUGCAGGCCAAUGAAUCCAGAGAGUCGUGGCUCCGCGGCCUCCUUGCAAUGUACGAUAGUUCUACCUAG